Staurois parvus is the source of this 392-nucleotide messenger RNA. NCBI's taxonomy places the organism in Eukaryota, Metazoa, Chordata, Amphibia, Anura, Ranidae. The record is from the annotation of a GenBank genome assembly.
GUGAAGGCUACAAGAAGAUCAGCAAAGCUUUUCUUAUCAAUCAGAAUACAGUAGCAAAAGUGAUACAAAAAUUUAACAAAGAUGGAACCGCAACUGUCUCACAGAGACAUUGAGGCCAUCCACGGAAGUUAACACCUUGGAGUGUCUUCUGAUGAGAAGGGUUGAAGAAAAUUGCCAUGCAAGUUUACUGCAGUUAGCUAAAGAAGUAGAAAGCCAAACUAGGGUGAUUGUUUCCCAUGACACAAUAUGGCGUACACUGCAGAGGAAUGGCAUGCAUGUGUGUGGAACAAAGAAGGAAGCCUCUCCUAAAGUCCAUGCACAAAAAGCCCGGCUAGAAUUUGCCAGGGCCCAUGUUGAAAAAGUAUAGACUACUGGGACUCUGUACUCUGGAG